Messenger RNA from Capsicum annuum, 1676 nucleotides. RefSeq lists its product as uncharacterized. Lineage: Eukaryota; Viridiplantae; Streptophyta; Magnoliopsida; Solanales; Solanaceae. Gene Ontology annotation, cellular component: chloroplast. Bases 61 to 669 code for a protein of 202 amino acids. The transcript is spliced from 6 exons. The record is from RefSeq and is a predicted model, not a curated record.
AUCUAGUAUUAAAGUAAUGAUAUUUUAGGAAAAGGAAAAUACCGUUACAUUUCAACCACCAUGACUCCGCCAAAUAUCCUCCUUAUCUCUUCCACCACCACUCUACUUCCUCCACCAUUAAAACCACCGCGAUUCGAAAGUCAACCACCGCCGCUGCCGCCGCUCGAUACAAAGCUAUUCAGCCGUAGAAACGCCGUCGUUUUGCUCUCCCUCAUUGUUGCUCCUCUCACUUUCCCUUCCUCCGCUCUCUCCUUCGGCAUUUCAGGACCAAAAGAAUGGCUAAGAGAUCAGAAGAAGAAGACGGCGAAGUAUCUUUUGGCGCCGAUCGAUGCUUCUAGAAACAUCCUCCGUUCAGCUUAUCUAAUAAUCACGAGAAAUGAAUCGGAAUUUGGUGAAAAGGAGCUGGAAGAAUUUCAGAGCUUAUUGAGAUCUGCUGCAAGAGAUUGUGUGCCUACAGAGAGGAGUUCGUUUGUUCAGUUUCAAUCGAACUCGGGAGUUGAGGUCUGCACUUUCCGGUUGGUUGUGAAAAAUGCUUCUUCUUUGCUUGCUGACAAGGAUCCGGUAAAGUUAGCAGCUGAAACCAAGCUUACUGAUCUCAUAAGGUCUUUUUCUUCUCUAAGUGACAUGGCAAAUGAAAUUGAUGUGCAGGUUGCUUCUAAUAGUAUGUAACUUGCCACCUCUAACAGGAUGAUACAGAACCUCUAGCAAUACUACAAAGAAUUGGAAUUGCUAACUGGCUUCUGGCUGCAGUUUUAAGCGUUUCCAGUUCUAACUAUACUGCAAUAGUCUUGGAUUCAAGUAUGAUAGUAGCUGAUAGGUUCCAUACUAUGCAAAGAACACUCUUUGCAUGCAGGCAAUAGUUUACUCUUAUGAAACCUCUCUGUUUCUUUGUCACCAUUUGGCCAUACCGCCUGUAUUACUUAGAUCCUCCAAAAGUGCUGUCGUGCCUGACACCAUUUUUGGAGGAUUUGACACGGUUGCAACAACAUUUUGGGGGAUUCAAGCAACAUAGCAUACCACACAACUUGAUGCUUUUAUUUUUUGUUUUGUACAUAAUUCAAGCCUUAGAAGCAUAUGAAGGAACAAGGUCUGUGAUAAUUCUUGUAUGAGUUGUUUAAUCAAGUCCUUCUAUAACAAGUGCUUUCAGAAAGCAGGUUUUAAUUAUAUUAUUUAGAUUAUGUUUCUAAUACUAUAUAUCUCAGCACCUCCAUUCCUUUAUCAAAUCUAGUACUUACGGGCUCAAGUUAAUCUCUUUGAGUGAAAGCAAUCAUAGGGGGUUUGGGUUAGAGAUAAGUCGUCCUUUACCAUUGGUAGGCAAAAAAAGAAUAAGUGAACUUGCCUUUGUUUGUAAGUGUGAAAAGGGCAAGUAACCCCAAAUAGUAUGGAUCUCUUUAGUUUUUCAUGCCUGCUUCUGGUCACUCUGACUCUUUUUGUUGUGUGAGAUUUGAAAGUAUCCGAAAAAAGGGAUUCAGCAUUAAUUCAUAUAAGGAUAUUGCUUUUACCGGAUAUAUAAGAAACUUGCUUUGUGAUUGGGAGAAAAUAUGGUAAGCUCUACGAGAAGGUAAAAUAGUACUAUAUUGUCUCUUUUUAACUCUUGCAAAAGUUAAAAGUAGGAGGGAGAAUGAUGGGGGCUGAAACAUGAUGAACUUGUUCAAGAAUUACCUAGAUCUUGAAAA